Molecule: messenger RNA, 1570 nt
Organism: Ziziphus jujuba (common jujube)
Lineage: Eukaryota; Viridiplantae; Streptophyta; Magnoliopsida; Rosales; Rhamnaceae
Product: geranylgeranyl diphosphate reductase, chloroplastic-like
Exons: 1
Coding region: 188-1501 (437 amino acids)
Biological process (GO): photosynthesis; chlorophyll biosynthetic process
Cellular component (GO): chloroplast thylakoid membrane
Molecular function (GO): oxidoreductase activity, acting on the CH-CH group of donors, NAD or NADP as acceptor
Source: RefSeq, a predicted model, not a curated record
AACACUUUUUUCAUCUUUUGCCUAAAAUAAUAAUAAUAAUAUUAUUAUAAUAUGAUAAAUAUUCUCAACGUUUUAAAUAUUCAUCAAAACAGCAAAAAACCCACAUUUCAUUUUCUUGAUUCUUCUCCUUAAUUAAUCUAAUAAACACUCCAAAAACCUUCACUCCAUAUCUCUGAAAACCCUAGUAAUGGCCGCACUCUCCUUCCUCUCACUUCCUCUCCCCUCCAAAACCAGCAUAGCUGCCUCUUACUCAUCCAACCCUCCCCUCCCCGGCCGCAAGCUCCGUGCUGCCGUUAUCGGAGGAGGUCCGGCGGGAUCUUCCGCCGCCGAAGCCCUAGCUUCCGGCGGCGUCGAGACCUUUCUCUUCGAGCGGAGCCCCUCAAAUGCGAAGCCCUGCGGCGGAGCCAUCCCGCUAUGCAUGCUCGCCGAGUUCCAGAUCCCCAAUCACCUCAUCGACCGCCAUGUCACCCGCAUGAAGAUCUUCUCGCCCUCUAAUCUCGCCGUCGAUUUCGGCAAGACGCUCCUGCCGCACGAGUUCAUCGCCAUGCUCCGCCGCGAAGUCCUCGAUUCCUUCCUCCGAUCGCGAGCCGAAUCGAGCGGCGCCGAGCUCAUCUCCGGCCUCGUCACGGACCUGAAGGUCCCAACCAUAACUGGCGCGCCGUACGUCGUGGAUUACGUGGUCGGAGGCUCGCGGCGCGAGCUAGCCGUGGACGUGGUGGUCGGCGCGGACGGAGCCAACAGCCGAGUCGCGAAGUCGAUCAGAGCCGGAGAUUACACGUGUGCUAUUGCGUUUCAGGAGAGGAUCAGAUUGCCGGACGAGAAAAUGAAGUACUACGAGAAUCUAGCUGAGAUGUACAUUGGAAACGACGUGUCGCCCGAUUUUUACGGGUGGGUUUUCCCAAAGUGCGACCACGUGGCGGUCGGCACGGGAACGGUGCGUGCCAAGCAGGAAAUCAAAGUGUACCAGAGGGGGAUCAGAGAGAGGGUGAAACCGAAAAUCAACGGUGGAAAAGUGAUCAAAGUGGAGGCCCACCCAAUACCCGAACAUCCGCGUCCUGUACGGAUUCGAGGACGCGUGGCACUCGUGGGUGACGCGGCUGGUUACGUGACGAAAUGUUCGGGGGAGGGAAUAUACUUCGCGGCGAAAUCAGGUAGGAUGUGUGGGGAAGCGAUAGUAAGAGCGUCGGAUGGAGGGGAGAGAAUGGUCGACGAACGUGAUUUGAAGAGGGAGUAUUUGAAAGAGUGGGAUGCGAAGUAUGUGAGUACGUUUAGGUUUUUGGAUUUGUUGCAGAAGGUGUUUUAUGGUAGCAAUGCAGCGCGGGAGGCACUAGUGGAGUUGUGUGGGGAUGAGUACGUGCAGCGAAUGACAUUCGAGAGCUAUUUGUAUAAGAAAUUGGCUGAUGGGAAUAGGUGGGAAGAUGCUAAAAUGUUGGUGAAUUCAAUUGGGAGUUUGAUGAGGUGUAAGAUUAUUGGGGAAAAGAUGGAGGCUUUAACUUUGUAGUAAAUGGAAGCUUUGUUUUUUCUUUUUUUCCCGAAUUUUAUGAAGUCUAAAACUUAGUGAAGUUUCUGC